AUGCAGACAGUGGUGCUUCUCCUCAUCGUGGGGCUCGUUGAUCUGAGCACGGGUCAGCGUUUCAGCCAACUCCAAUGGCUGUCCCACCUGCGGGGACGCCGCCGCCACAUUGCAAGUCACUGGACCACCAGCGAAGACUGCCCCCUGGAGUGUGACUGCCCCUCUAGCUUCCCCACGGCGAUGUACUGUCACAGCCGCAACCUUCAGCACGUCCCCUACGUCCCCUCACAUAUAAAAUAUGUCUACCUGCAGCGUAACCAGAUCACAGGCAUCCAGGAUGGGGUAUUUGACAAUGCCACCAACUUGGUGUGGGUUGUGCUGUUCCAGAACCAGCUCAGCUCAGACAAGAUAGGCAAGAACGUCUUCAGCAAGCUCAAGAAUCUCGAUAAGCUCUACUUGAACCACAAUGAGCUCACUCGAGUCCCGCCCAAUUUGCCCAAGUGUAUCACAGACCUGCGACUUGGCCACAACAAGAUCUCGAAAAUCCUUUCCAACUCAUUUGAGGGGAUGACCAACCUCACAAACCUUCAGCUUCGUUCAAACGUCAUCGAAGAAGUUGGAGGUGCACUCAAGGGACUGAAGUCUCUGACCAUGCUGGACAUGAGGAAGAACAAACUGCGGAAGAUCCCUGACCACCUCCCUGAGAGGCUGCAGCAGCUUUACCUGGAGUUUAACAGUAUCGAGAGCGUACCGGUGGACUUUCUCCCCAUGUAUCCCAAACUGCAGUUUGUCAGGUUAGCCCACAACAAGCUGACAGACAAAGGGAUUCCUUCCAACGUCUUCAAUGUCAGCACGCUGGUCGAACUUGACCUCUCCCACAACAAACUGGAAAAGAUCCCCACAGUCAGUAGGAGCCUAGAAAACCUUUAUUUACAAGCCAAUAAGAUCAAAGAGUUCUCCCUGGGCAGUUUUUGCAGAGUGGUUGACAUGACAAACUUCUCCAGGCUGAGAGUGCUGCGCUUGGAUGCCAAUCAGAUCAGCGUCAAAGACAUUCCUGCUGAGGCUGCCUACUGUUUACGCCUUGCUGCCUCCAUCGACCUGUAG
Molecule: messenger RNA, 1044 nt
Organism: Myripristis murdjan (pinecone soldierfish)
Lineage: Eukaryota; Metazoa; Chordata; Actinopteri; Holocentriformes; Holocentridae
Gene: fmodb
Product: fibromodulin b
Exons: 2
Coding region: 1-1044 (347 amino acids)
Molecular function (GO): protein binding
Source: RefSeq, a predicted model, not a curated record